Molecule: messenger RNA, 1787 nt
Organism: Pyrus x bretschneideri (Chinese white pear)
Lineage: Eukaryota; Viridiplantae; Streptophyta; Magnoliopsida; Rosales; Rosaceae
Exons: 4
Coding region: 1205-1630 (141 amino acids)
Source: RefSeq, a predicted model, not a curated record
UCGAAUAGUAAAUACACCAAAGCCCGUGAUGGUGAGCGAAAAUGCUCUCAUUCUCCGUUUCGUUUGCCACCUCCAUCUACGUGGCGCCCCUCUUUAUAAACCAGCUCCGACGGGUAGCACCUUCAAUUUUCAAAUCUUCCAGAUCGAAAUUCAAAGAGUAUACAGAAAGCAAGAAAGAGCGAAGUAAACCCAUCUCCGAAUCCCAAAUCUCCAAGCCCCGUGAAUUCAAAAUUCACCAUUUCUAGGGUUUCAAUUGCACUCGGAGUGAUUACCAGUACCUUCCUUUCACCCUCCGAUGAAACAUUAGCGGAAGAAAAAUCAGAUUUUUUGUUGCUAUGAUUUCUAGGGUUUUGGCGAGUCUAGGUUUUUCCAAGAUCGAUAAGAAAGAAUGAGAAAGAAUGAAUCUUCCGCAAGAGAUCGAUGACUAUAUUAAAGAAUCGAUCGACCAGUCCUUGGGCCUCCCUGUGAUAUGAUCUGUAAUCAGUGAUUAGCUUAAUUACUAUUAAGGGUUUUAUUAUUGGGAUUAUUAGGCUUAUUCAUACUUUAGCGGAGUUUGUUAUAAUUAGCGAGCUGGCAUGAUGAGUCAUGACUUGUAUAAGAGCACUAGCUCUUAGUAUUGUAAGGCAGAACAGAAUUUACAAGAAAGAAAUUAAUUACAAAAAUAUUUGGAGCUCUGCUCCUUCAUCUUCCUUCCCUCUUCCUCUCUAUCCUCUGUGUUACUUGCAGGUUGAUUAAGGGCUUAGAGAUUUGGAUCUUAUCACCCUGUGUCGACGCAUGCCCUCGAAGUGAAGCUUCGAUGCUCCGAAGUAGCAAAACGGCGGCUUCAGAAUCAGUACUCGCUUCUUCUCUCGAAAUUGAAGGAGAAAGAGCAAGUCCUGGAGCGCGCUAAGGAUCGUGAUUUUACAUAUUCAUAAUUGUAUAGAUACACACACACAUACAUAUUUUGGAUUUUUGGGUUUUGAAUGUUUUGUAAAAUAGGCCGAAGUGAGUAUGAAUGAACAAGCUUUGAGGAAGUUCGUUGAGGAGAAUCAGAGAUUGACGUCGGAGUGUGCGCAUCUUGUGACUCGGUGCAACAAAUGGGAGAGGGAGUGCUCGCUCUACGAUCAUGACCGAGAGGAUCUGAUGGAUUUUGGGAAGGAGGCUGAUCAGCGUGCUAAGGAGGCCAAGAUUCGUGUUCUGGAGGACGAAGUCAGAGAGUUGAGGGAUGAAUUGGCGUUAUUUAAGUACAAAAAGGAGAUGCAUUCGCUUGAAGCUGUGGUGUCAAAAAGUUCUAUCACUAGUUGCUGUGGUAAAGGCACUUGAGAAGGAUAAGGAACAUCUUAGGAUCAAUCUUCAUAUGGCCGAAGAGGAGGUCAAAUUGAUUUUUGAAGAAAACAAAGUCCUAGAUGUGGAGAACAAAAGAUUACUGAGGCUGUACCAGAAGGAAAGAAACCAUUCUGCUUCUGGUGGAAAACAUACUGACAGUGCAUCAGCGAAGAUGGGACAAAGGUCAAAUAUGCACAAAUCAAGCUCUAAGACAAGCAGCCCGAUUCAAGGGAAGAUUGAUUUCAGUGAGCAAGAAGCAGCAAGACAGCCCCUAUCACCCUUGCGCUGUAACUCCCCUAACUCUAGAAUCUAUAAGAAGUGGUAAGCCUUUCGAACAAUCCCAUUUGUACCUUGUGUGUUCGGGAUGCCUUAUGAUUGAUUGGGGUUAAGAUCACAGAAAGAGUUUGGAAUGACUAACAAGUUUGAUUGUAAGAAUCGUUUGCUAAGUCUUUUAGUAAAUGGUUGGGCGUUUUUCUGUUCAA